Liolophura sinensis is the source of this 6143-nucleotide messenger RNA. Its product is annotated as anosmin-1-like. Bases 1 to 2115 code for a protein of 704 amino acids. Gene Ontology annotation, molecular function: protein binding; peptidase inhibitor activity. The transcript has 16 exons. The record is from RefSeq and is a predicted model, not a curated record. Gene Ontology annotation, cellular component: extracellular region; cell surface. NCBI's taxonomy places the organism in Eukaryota, Metazoa, Mollusca, Polyplacophora, Chitonida, Chitonidae. Gene Ontology annotation, biological process: neuron differentiation.
AUGCACCUGACAGUGUCCGGAGAUUCGGUUCCAGCCUCGAAGCGGGGGACCAACUUUUUGGAUGACUGCCUCAAGGACUUCCAAUGUGCAGCAUGUGUUCGGCCAUGUCAUCAUGCAAACAUCACCACAAGUCUAGCUAACUGCCAUCGCUACUGUCAGGCAGGUGAGUCUGCUUGUGUGGAGACUUGUGGCUUCCUAAAACUGGCUCACACAACGAAGCCUGGCUCCUGUCACGCACCUGAAGCUGCUACUGGAUUUGAAGCGGCCUGCAUCCAAAGUUGUACCAAAGACGGAGAUUGUGGUGAUCACCUGAAAUGUUGUAGUAAUGGACCAGACUGUGGCUUCACCUGUCAGAAGCCAGACAAACUCAGCCAAGACAUACCAAAGAUGCCUCAUUUUGUAAAAGUCACGGAGAGUCGUAAGGGGAGAGCAGCCAUUGUCAAUUGGCAUGGUGCCAAGGUGUCGAACGACAGCCUGGUGCCCCCUACAGUGAUCUAUGUGCUACAGUAUCGUCAUAUCCUGUCCCCAAAACCAAACUGGGGCUUCAACACCCCCUGGCUGGUUGUCACCCAGACAACCAGAAGAAAUUAUUUGGUUCGGAAUAUUCAGCCUGGUCACUGGUAUCAGUUCCGCGUGGCUGCUGUUGUAGCCAAUGGGACAAAUGGAUUUACAGACCCGACAGCGGCAUUUAAAUCUUCACAAGAGAUCCAGGCUCCGUCGCCGCCUCGGAACCUGACACAGGCUGGGUUUACCAUUCAUGAUGGGAAAAUUGACCUCAACAUGUCGUGGUUGGCACCCAGCAGAACUGAUUUGCCCAUCAUCAAAUACAAGCUGUAUUGGAGCCAACGACUACGUGCAAUAACCGCCCAAAUGGUGUCUCUUUACGUCCACAAACAGAAUGUUCCUGCUAAUAGGACAUGGACUGUUAUAAAGGGCUUAAACUCCGACACAACAUAUUUUAUUCAGGUGGAAGCCAUUGCUCGCCAAGGAGAUUAUCGAAUGAAAAGUCAGAGAACGUCAGAGUUGAUUACAACUUACGAAAUACCCUCUGUGGAAGACACAGAACCUCCAACCACACUGGAUUUCGGGACUUUCGAUGAACUUAAUUUAAUAACUGUCUACAACGUCUCAACCGAGCCUCCAUUUUAUGAAAACUUGGAGAUCAAAUGUCUAGUUACGUGGGAAGUGGAAGAUGACAAAAAAAGUGAUAUUACAAAAUAUAUGAUCACCUGGAAGCCGGUGACGUGUGGUUUCCGUGGCGACGAGAAGACCCUGGCUGACAUUGAUCCAACAGGUGCCACGUCACAUACUCGGUCAUUUUUCGUGUACGGGUUACAGUUCGGGUGUCACUACGUUGUCAAUAUCCGUGUGGUGAACCUUCACGGCGUGCCAGGGCCUGUCACUGAGGGCACCUUUUUUGUCCCUCAGUGCUCAGAUAUUCUAGUGAAGGCUUCCUCACGGCCAGAGUGCCCUACUCUAGCCGAACCUUUGCCGCCAUUGAAACCAAGGCAGUUACAGAACAGUAUUUAUGUUGCGGGUAACAAUAUCUCCGUGGUGGUCAAGUGGAAAACCCCACAUUCAGAUGCUUCCAUUGACCGCUUCAGGGUGACCUGGGGGAUCAUAGGCCAGAGGUCAGGGGUCAGCGACCGAUCUCACAGCAGGAAGAAAGACUUGUCAGAGAUGGACAAGAAAACAGUGAAAACCAUGAACCUGCCCGGGGAUGCACACCGUGCCGUGCUGGAAACGCUCGCUCCAUACUCCGAGUAUGCCGUGGAAGUGGCCGCUGUGUCUAAGGCUGGUCAAGGGUCAUCAGCCAGACUGGAGUUCAGCACCCCAGCUCUGCCCACUCUCACUACCAGGGGCUAUGGCGAUCGUCACGGUAAGCCAGCUGACCAGCCUCAGGAGAGUGACAUGCACAGGACAGUUGUAGAAUCUCAUCACUCAGACAAUCAGGCCUUGGAGAAGUCCUCCACAGCGACAACGGCAGCUUUCUCAUCUCCUUCCUCCUCCUCAUCGUCUACCUCAUCUCUCUUCUCCCGCCAUUCUUUGACUGACUCAAUCAAUGCACUGAUCUGCGUGACGGUUGCCCUGGUAAUUGCUGCCAACCUGCACUAGGUGAUGCAGUGGAUACGACUGCUCAGUCUAGGUGCUAUUUUGCUGCUGUGCAGUUGUGAUUUUCUUGGCAGAGUUUUUGUGUCAUCAAAUUGAAGACUUUUAAAAUGAAUUGGUAUCUGUGCUCUUUGGUGCUAUGACUGAUUGACAGAUACUGAAUUGAGGCAGAUUUCUUGGAACUGUUUUCAUUUUGUAUUUCAUGACAGUUACGUCAGUUGUGGUUAACAGUGCCCAUAUGGCUACCUGUUUCGAGGACGAGAGGUCCCAAGUCCUAAUUUACAGAUUGUCCGUGUAUUUUGUUCUGUGUCCUGUGUGUAAAUAUAUUUAUACACAGCUUCAUACACCCCAACCCAUCUUCCCCUUCUGGAUGCAAAUGAACUGUUCUGUAACCAUGGCUAUGUCCAUAUAUGGAAAUAGCUUUCCCACGUAUACAUGGUGAAACCAGAGAUUUGUUUGUCCUCUUAUGGAACAUAUUUAGGUGCCAGAGGACUAGUACAGUGGAAAUAAAACCUUGCUAGCUAUUGCAAAGUUUCAUAAGCAGAUUUCUUGUAAUAAAUCUUUGCUUAGCAUACUAGCGCAGCACAAUGACCCUGCAGCCCAUGCUGGCUCCCUCUUUGGCCGUAUGUGGGAAGAUCUGCCAGCAACCUGCGAAUGAUUAUGGGUUUCCUCCCACCAUUAAACUGGUUGUGAAAUAUUCUUGAGUACAGAGUAAAACUCCAAUCAAAUAAAUAAAUAGAUGUUUGCUGUUGGUGUGACAAAGUUUUGAAAAUACCGAUAAUCAAUUAUGAAGCUUUGCUAAAUGGUAUUUCACAAAUGAAGCUUAUUUUUGUGACUGUGACAUAUCUGCCAUGUUGACUAAUUUGUCAGAGUCAUCCAAUUAUGAUUGCGACACACAGGUGACUGCCUCAUUUGUGAUUUUGAGUCAUUUAUAAUGUGAGAAUAGAGUAACAAAUACAUAUUUGUAAAGUAAGAAUAGAUUAAGAAAUGUUUAGAAACUGAUUAUUGUCCAGGACAUGUUUAAAGAUAACACUUUUGUACCAUAUGUGAACUAAUUUAUCUAUGAAAUACAUAGAUUUAUUAUACAGCUUAACGCACAGCUCAUAUAUCGGAGAAACGGAAUGAAGCGGGCCAGUUUUUUUCAACCAGUCACAACUAUGAAAUGGAAACGACGGCCCCAUUCCAAAGAGCAGAUUUGUCCUCGAGAUGACCCCGACACCCCCUGUUUUGUACAUGAUGGAUGGUCUGGACUCUGCUUUGAGGAUUGGAGCCCAACGUAGGCAAUGAGGCAGAAAACGUCAGGCCAGUGUUGUUCUUCAAAUUUCAGGCCAGCAGGAACCAUAUUUUUCAUUUUUCCACUGUUACAAAAGGCAUACAGAGUAGCCAUGGAUAUGUAUGGAUUUAGAAAGCAGUAUUUGAUGUGAACAAAAAGAAGUUGUUGGGAAGAACCUAGGUAAAUAGAACUAGAUUUCCUCAUUGUUGUUUUUGUCAAAUUUCUGUUAAAAGAAUCUUGAACGAAAAUGUGUUGUUUAUGUUGAUAUAUUUGCCAUUGUGCAUGUUUAAUUACAAUUGUAAAGAAGAGUUGUAUGUUGUUGUUAAUUGUUAUUUAAGCUUGCCCAUUUAUGUUUAAUUAAUAAAAUCAAUUGAUUAAUUGAAUAAUUAAUUGGUUAAAUAAUUAUUUAGUUAAUUGCUUAAACAAUUCAUAAACCUAUUGGUUGAUUAAGUGAUUAAAAUGUUGUUUACCUAAACGAUUGAGUAAUUAAAUUAGUUAAACAAUUGAUUAAUUAAAUUACUUAACAAUUAAUCAGUUAUUAGUUACAGCUGUAUAGGACAGGAAUAUCCAACUCAGUCUAUCCCUCAGUAUUGCUGCUCAUCAUGAAUACGUCCAUAUCAUCGUUAUCAUCAUUAUCUUCAUCAUUGUCACCCUCAUGAUCAUUGUUUUCAUCCACAACACUCAAUGUUGAUGUGUUGUUAUUUAUCAUUUCUAUAAAUGUCCCCUUGCUCCUCUCAUCCCAUCUUAUGUCAUCCAUCAUUUGUUAUUAUUAUGUUGAGAAAAGCUAUAACAAUGUUCUGAUGUACUCCAAAUACAUGUAAUUUUCUGUAACAUUUUGUAUGAAACGCUUUGACCUUUGUUCAAGUACACAGGUACACAUAAUUAUCUGUCCUUAACCUGCACACUGUCAUAUGGGAUGCUUUGAGAAGAGACAAUUUUGUUAUUAUUUUUUUUUUUCUAACGGGAUGAAAUGUUUGUGUGGAAGAUUUUGUUAUUGGAGUGCUACUAUGUAGCAAGAGUGUUGUUGUUAGAUUUUGUGAUACAACAUACUGUUCAGGAGUUUUGUAAUAGAAAUUACGGUGCAGGACUUAGUUUUCUAAUACACUGUGUGGUUCAGGAGAUGGUUCGUAAUGCCAAUUAUGGUUCAGGAGUCAGAUUCCACCAAGCCAUUUUCAAGAAGAUCGAGUUGGAAUUUGUAAUAUUUUUAAGUUAUAUGUUUGAGUUAAAAUAAGGAACAAUAAAUAUGUGUCAGACAAAUGAUGAUCUGUUUUAAUGUUUUAAUCCAGGAAAAAAAUCAGCAUUAAUUAUUAUAAACUUUCAAAUUUUGGUCAAAAUCAGAAAUUGCUUUCUGGCCUGUUACAGGGAAAUACAUGUAUGUGAAUGUAUACUAUAAAAUGUGUUACAAAAGCUCUGUUACAUGGUUUGCUUUUUCUUGUAAAUAUACUGAUAUGGCACAUCUCUGCCCUCUUCUUUGAGAAACUUAGGCCCUAGUGAUUAAAUCUCAUUUUGUGUAAGUUUUUUUUAUACAUCAUGUUCCAUAAAUUUGUUUUUACACCAGGAAAAGCAUGUGUCAAAAAAGUUAUGCAAAGAAAAGAAAAUACAAAUUCUUGAUGUUUUGCAUAUGGUAGUGGUGGUCACACAUGGGAUUAAUACAAUAGUUACACUAGGCCAAUUGGAAACAUUUGUACAUGCACACAAAAUAAUUGUUUAUGUUAACAGUAUUUUGAUUGAAGGUUUCAAUGUUUUGGUUGAAGGUACUGUGAUUCUGAUUGGACAGAUAAGCGAGUUUGUUUUUGCAUGUGCUACUGUUAGUUGGUUUCUUCAGUAAUGUUCAUGGGCAUAGAGAAUUUGUUACAGGUCUUCUGAUUGGAUGGUGCUAUAAACUUUGUAUCCUAACAACUGAUUGGCUAGCACAGCAUGUACAUGAUUGGUUUAGGCCUACCAUACUUUUGGAUAGCAUGGAAGUUAUUCUAUAAUAUACAUGUGUAUUUUAGCUUAUUUUUAAUCUGAUUGUGAAAACUGGGAAGAACAUAUGAUUGUAAGACGAGAAUAGGGUAAAAGUGUAUUCAAAUACUAUAGGUCUUCUGAAACUCUAAAUUACGUACUGGUAUUUACGUACAUAGGCCUACAUAUGCAUGCAUACCAAAAUACAAGAGAGUCAAAAUACACAUUGAUACCUGCUAAUAAAACAUUCACAUGAAAAGAUGUUCAACACAGAGAGAAGGUGGAAGCUCGUGUUGGCGUAACAUUGGGACUAUAUUAUGGGAGAAAAAUUGGGCCCUGUAGCAAGUGUGUUUUUGUUGUUGUUUUGUUUUAAUAUGAUGUUAAGAUGUCUCUGGUAUAAACAGUGGAUACCUGUAGAUAUUUUUAAUAUGUGAUGUGGCCCGAACAGUGAUUUGGUUAACAGAAGAAAGGAGAAAACAUGUGCAAAGUUUGAACAUAUAGUUAGGCCAUCUGCCUUUAGAUAUGACGUGUAUAGCGUAGUUACCUUCCCAGCUUUGACCCUCAUCCAGGGUGCCGUUGCUAGGCGGCCAUCUUGGAAUGGGAGACAACUCUUGACUGAUUUAUCUUCAUUAUUUAUUGGCUGGUACAGUUGUAUUAUGCAUGCAUGUAAAGUUGCAAUGUGAGGAUACAUUGUAAGUGUAUGCUCCUCACACCAGUGUGACAGUCACUUUGUUGAGUAUAUAUUUUUGUUUUGUAUGUACCCGUAUUUUGUUUAAUAAAGCCAUUGUUCAAGAGUCAAAGAUGUGUGUGAAACUCA